Aspergillus terreus NIH2624 is the source of this 3240-nucleotide messenger RNA. Its product is annotated as nucleoporin Nup84/Nup107 family protein. Gene Ontology annotation, molecular function: structural constituent of nuclear pore. Gene Ontology annotation, biological process: post-transcriptional tethering of RNA polymerase II gene DNA at nuclear periphery; regulation of DNA-templated transcription; mRNA export from nucleus. The transcript is spliced from 5 exons. Gene Ontology annotation, cellular component: nuclear pore; nuclear pore outer ring. The record is from RefSeq and is a predicted model, not a curated record. Bases 1 to 3240 code for a protein of 1079 amino acids. NCBI's taxonomy places the organism in Eukaryota, Fungi, Ascomycota, Eurotiomycetes, Eurotiales, Aspergillaceae.
AUGGCCCCUUUGACGCGAGCCGCGGGCUCCGUCGGCGCGAGAGCCGGGUUCACCUCGUUGAACUCAGCUCACCACCCGGCCGCUAACGAACCCGAGGUCAUCGAGAUAGACGAUGACGAUGAGGAGGAACCAAUGGAUGACGAAGAAAUGGACGAAGACGAGGACGAAGAAGCCGAAGACCAGGAGGACGCCGACGAAGACAUGGAGGACGAGUACGAGGAGGAAGAAGGCGACGAAGAAUCAGAGGACGGCUCGGUCGAAGACACAAACGGAGUAAAUGGAAGUGAAUCGCCCCUGCAUUUAGGCGCUCCCAAUGGUUACAGUAUGUUCCCUACCUCUUAUUCCGACUCUCGACCCUGGCGCAAAUCUAACUGCCCUCUCCCAGAAGGAGUGGACGUGACAAAAACUCCGGAAUUGUUCACUUCGGCAGGCGCACAGCAAGCAUUGCACCCUCUGCGUCGGACCGCCGACCGAGUCACCCGCCAGAUCGAAGCGUUCGCAGAGAAGCUCGACCGUUUCAAGCAAAAAGGAAGUCGCGCCGAUGAUUUCGGCAACUAUCAAGCCGCCUACCAGUUGGUGAAGAGCUACCAGACCUUGGCGCAAGAUGCCAUCCAGGAUAUCUCCAAGCAGCACACCCUGAAACGCGCCAAGAUGGGCUGGGGCGCGAGCCUCACCAACGGAUCGGCCUCCCGCGACUCCAAGACAGAAGAGGAGAUCCAGCGACUGCAACUCGAAGCAAACACCUGGCAGCUUCUUCUGAACCUAAUCAGCAUCGACGACCCUGCAACCAGAGAGAGCACCAAACAAGCCCAAGCGACCGCCUUCCAGAAGCUCCACCGCUACUCCUCGGACCGGGACGUCUGGGAACAAUUCUUGAGUGCCGACCAUUAUGCGCUGGAAUGUAUGAUUACGAUGAAAUGGCUGGAACAUACUGCAAAGACGGGCGGCCAAGACAUCGACUUCGGUCAUUUCCGAACUCGAAGCCCAGGCCGAAACGAGGCCAGGGCCUGUGGACACAUGGUUGGCUUCUACACGAAAGAGACCAUCAAAGGACAGAAGCGACUACGUGCUUGGCCUCAACCGCUGGAAUCCAACGCCCCGGGAAUUACGGCUUCCCUUUUGAGCUCGGAGAAGUCGGAGCCGUUGAUCACCCAAUUGGAUCCGGAUGCCGUCACCCGUCAGAGGCAGAAACUCCAGAAGCAGGACCAGUUCUACGAGCGGGCCACCUGGAUGGCGUGCUGGAAGAUGCUCCGUCAGGGAGAAAACUGGACGAAGAUCCGGGAGUGGUCCGAGGCGCGCUUGGAGAACUGGCGUGCUGUCAGCUUGUGCGGCUCCAGCGUGGAUCCCAAUUCUGGUGGAGAACGGACGCCUCUCGAUGACAGCUCUACUCGCAUGAUGAAUUGGCGUUCCCAAGAGACCUGGCGGGCCGCUUGUUCUGCUCUGGCCCGGAAUCCGAACACGGAAGACUUCGAACGGGCGGUCUAUUCCCUACUUUGCGGUGAAACCGAGGCGGCCUUCAAGGUCUGUCAAAGUUGGGAUGACUACCUGUACGUUUACUUCAACAGUGUGGUGCUCUCUCGCUACCAGGGAUUCUGCAAACAACUCCAACGGAAACUGAGCCACUCUCCCACGAGCCCUGUCACCUUUGUGCCCGAACCGGUCGGUUAUGGCGACUUCAACAAGUUUGUGCUGUACACAAAGGGCAACGACCGGAUCGGGGUGGAGGCCCGUAACCCGUAUCGUACCAUCCAAGCCGCCAUCCUCGGCAAAGGGUAUGAUACCUUUUUCUACUCGCUGGCCCGAGCCGUCUCGCAGGUGGCGGCAAACAAAGCGGAUCAGGCUACAUUUGUGCCGGAUCUGCCUCCAGGCGCCGUUGACGAGACGCUCCUCAUCGCCGCGGAAGAUAGCGAUGCGUUGAGGAUCGCAACACAUCUCUACAUCAUUGCCAACUCCCUUGGCUAUGUCCGCACUGAUACGCAAUUUUUCGACACAACGUCAGUGAAUGUGAUUGGGUACAUUGCGGACCUUGAGGAGGCGGGCAUUGUUGAUAUCAUUCCCCUCUAUGCAUCGCUUCUUCCGACGCACAUGGCCCACUCCGUACUGGGACAGGUCUUGAUCGAGAUCGUGGAGCCACGAGAGAGAAAGCAGCAGGUCAGGCUGAUGGACAAGUACGGCAUCGAUAUUGAGGCUGUUCUGCAGGACCAGUGGCGAUGGAUCAGUGCAAGUGUAUCUGCCGUGGACCACCCACGCACCCUCAAACAAUAUCCCAAGGUCGUCCGACGUAAGGACGGCCACCGCGAGUUGGUGAUGGUCAAGAAGGACUUCAUUGGUACAGAUAUUUGCGCCACCGAUGAGAGGAUCAUCCGCAGUCUGGAGUGGCUUCGCUACGUUGAUGGACAAUGGGGCCGGAUCUGCCAGCUCGGUGCCUUGUUGUAUCGGAAGUUUUACGUGAAAGGAAAAUUGUCUGCUGCCCGAGAGCUGAGCCGGCGCAUGAGGCUGUCUGAUAUUUCGCGGGAAUCUUUCGGUUUCGACCUGACCGAGUUCCCUGCAGGUGUGGAAGAUGGCGUUGAGCCCGGCACUCCGGAGCCUUCCAGCCCGACCAAAUCUAGACUGUUGGGUAGCCACAGACGGAGUCGGUCGAAUGGUGUCCCGUCUACUACCCAGACGAGUAUCUUGGUGCAGCAGUCACAGACGAUGCGUGAUCUGGAAGAGCUGAUCCUCGGGUUCGAUGCUCUGGAGAGGUUCGCGGUAGCGUUCGAGAAGUUUGACAAGAACAAACGCCGGCGUGAUUCUGGUGCUAUCAAGGAUUUGAGAAAUGAACUGCAGGACACUCUUGAUGAGAUCGCGAUCCACGUCGACGCAGUGUUGGACGAAUGGCUCGUCGUGGCCGAUAACGAAUCCGAGCAAGCGGAACUUGAAGAGAUCCGAAACACCUAUAUUCCCGAGUUGUUCCUUGACUAUCACAAUGCCCUGUACUACGCGGGGCACGUGCUUAGCAGUGAACAUCUGGUCCAGUGUAUGAACAUGGCGAUACAGGUAUCGGAGAACGAAUACCUGACCCGCAGCUUUGUCUUCUCUCGGCGCAUGGCGGAGCUGGUGGAUGCGUUGGCGUUGUCCAGCAAGGCCAUGGUGAACACUCGAGCGAAACCGGGCAAGAAGAUGCUCGGAGGCGAGUCUUUGGGCAUCUGGAAUAUAGAUGUGACCGAGGGUGAAAACGAGAUCCUCCGUGAGGCGCGAUGA